Xyrauchen texanus (razorback sucker) is the source of this 1883-nucleotide messenger RNA. RefSeq names its product max dimerization protein 3-like. The transcript has 6 exons. Gene Ontology annotation, molecular function: protein dimerization activity; DNA-binding transcription factor activity, RNA polymerase II-specific; RNA polymerase II cis-regulatory region sequence-specific DNA binding. The record is from RefSeq and is a predicted model, not a curated record. Gene Ontology annotation, biological process: regulation of transcription by RNA polymerase II. NCBI's taxonomy places the organism in Eukaryota, Metazoa, Chordata, Actinopteri, Cypriniformes, Catostomidae. The coding region runs from base 88 to 678 and encodes 196 amino acids.
UGGAUCAGCCAAACUGUUCUCUUCACUUCAAUAGAUCACAGUCUCGCUCGCUGUUUGGCGGCUAUUAACACAUUAUUUGUCAAAAAAAUGGAGGUAAAUGCGUGCAACAUUCAAGUGCUCCUGCAGGCAGCGGAGUAUUUGGAGCGCAGGGAAAGAGAGGCUGAACACGGUUAUGCUUCAGUGUUACCGUUCUACGGUAAAGAGGUUACAGAUAAGAGAAAGAAACAGAAAUCAAAGACUCAUUUACCCGGGAACAGCAGGUCUGUUCACAAUGAAUUGGAGAAACACAGGAGAGCUCAGUUGAGACAUUUUCUGGAGCAGUUAAAGCAGCAGGUUCCUCUAUCCUCUGAUUCAGUGAGAAACACGACCCUCAACCUGCUUAGACAAGCACAGAUGCACAUCAAGAAACUGCAGGAACAGGAUGAGCGUGCAGAGCUGCUGAAGGAUCGUCUGCGAUGGAAGCAGAGAGAACUGCGCAUACGGCUGGAGAAACUGCAGGGCAACACAGAGCGUAUGCGUAAUGACAGCCUUGGAUCAGCUGUGUCCUCCGAGAGAUCUGACUCUGAAAGAGAGGACGUCGAGAUAGAUGUGGAGAGUAUUGUGUGGACAGAUGGUUUGGGCUCAUCACACGCCGAGGCGGACCACAGCUACUCCACCUCUGAUCAUGCCUGGUUAUGACCGGAUCAGACCACCUCAGACCUAGAAACAUUACUAAACGGUAUUAAGAGGAUGAGGAACAUCACAACAGGACUCAAAACUGAAAAUGUUUGAUGGGCUUUGCCAUUCUUGCUACAGAAAAGCCUUAUUUUGAAACCAUCAGUCGCAAACUACUUCUAAGCAUGACUGGAAUAUUUUUUGUGUAGUGUAUUCUUAACAAAUGGCAUGAUGGUGCUUUAGUAUGCUAUAUACAUGUGAUUCAAGUGUAACAAGUUUGUUGAUGCUAUAUUUCCACAUAAUGAUUUAAUUGUUUAUCCAGACUAGCUAUGAUUACAUUGUACCCGCUAGUUGUCAUCUAUCCAGCAAAUGAGAUUAACUAAAGGGUCAGCCUGCAGUACACAUUUGCUUGCACUUAAAUCUUUAAUAUCCAGCUUAUUUAUUUGUCUUGUUUUUGUUUUAAAUAUGUUGCACAAAGCAUACGCAUGAGCACUUGCAAUGCCUGGUUUAAAGGUGUGUCACUCCAUUUGGGAUUGCUAAUGUGUCAAAUUGAAGAUUGUGUUGAUGCAUUUUUAUCAAAUAUUUUAUAUGUUUUUCUAAUGGAAAAGACUGGGGAGGCUAAUUCAAAGGUUAUGCUGCAAUUCAUAUUUGUUUUCUUUUUUUUAUGACUUUGUUACUGUACAGAGGUACAAUAAGGCUUUAAAUGAUUGUUAUUGAACUUACUGUGUCACCACAUUGGUUCACUCUUAAACAAUGCUUUUCCUACAUCUUUAUUUAGUCCUAUGCUUUGGUUUACUUGAGUGAAUCAAAGUUGGUGCUAUUAAAACGCAAGGAGCCUGAAAACAUAAAAUAGUGAAGUACAUUUUUUAUCUAUAUUUUUUUAAUUGCACGGUAGAUUUUUUAACAGUUGUAUUCCCUUUAAGCCGUGUUAGUCCACGCUCAUGUGAAAAAGUCCUGUUUGUUCAGUAUGUUUGUAGUAUUGACAAAAUACUGUAUUUGUAAACUGUUCAAUUCCUGCUCAUAUCAGUCAUUUAUGCAAACUAUUAUGAACAUGCCUUUUGUUUUUAGAUGUUUGUACAGUAAUUGUGUUAAUUUACACUGCAAAAUGUACAUUGUUUGUACUGUUUGAACACCAAAUGCCUUAUUCGUAUGUCAUUGGACCAGGAACACCUUUGUAUUUAUGUCUCUCCUUGUACUCAUAUGUAGCAUUUUAUUAUUUUUUACCUACA